Molecule: messenger RNA, 3104 nt
Organism: Aphanomyces invadans
Lineage: Eukaryota; Oomycota; Saprolegniomycetes; Saprolegniales; Verrucalvaceae
Exons: 6
Coding region: 12-1646 (544 amino acids)
Biological process (GO): regulation of transcription by RNA polymerase II
Source: RefSeq, a predicted model, not a curated record
CAAGAACAGGCAUGGAGGAAGAGAAUGGCAACCGUCCAGAGGACGCGACAACGUCGCCGAUGGUGCCCCCGGAGAAGCGUCUGUCGCUAUUCAGGGAGACGUCAAUCCCUCGCAAGCGCCUCAUGCGCCCAAACCGCCAGCAGAACCCAGUCGUGGCCGCGAUCGUGGACGAUAUUGUGGACCAUGCAAUCGCGAGUGACGAUAUGCCUCAUGGACACAGCGCGAAUCUAAAACGCGUGUGUGUGCCGGACGAGGACUUGUGCAUCAGUGAAGGAUGGUGUAGUGUAUGCAACGGCGGGGAAAGCACGCCGGGGGACCUCAUCGUGUACUGUGAUAUGUGUGGCAUCCCCGUGCAUCAAAGUUGCUACGGCGUGCCGAUCGUUCCCAAAGGCAACUGGAACUGCCAACGAUGCACUGCACUCCUCGUGACGAAUCAAAGCCCGUCGUCCAUGAUCUGUGCCAUUUGUCAUCGCUACGGUGGCGCAAUGAAGCCACUGCGACGCAUUCAACGGGUCACGACGUUGCCCGAAUGGGUCCACGUGCUGUGCGUUUGGUGGGACCAUGACAUCGUCGUUCCGAAUAUGCACGUCAUGGAGCCGCUUCAAAUGGUGCACCCCCCCAUGAACAACCGCCAGCGAACAUGCAUGAUAUGCCACCGCAACGAAGGUUACCUCAUUCAGUGCCACUGGAACCAGUGCAAUGCUUGGUUUCAUGCAAUUUGCGCUCGAUUUGGAGAUGCCAACACGAUCCAUUGCCACCGGGACGAGCCGCAGCGCCAUCUCGGAGGAGGGUUCCUUCAAGUUGAGAUCGAGGAUGGCCACCGCGCCGCGUUCCACGGGUACUGUCCUCGCCACGCCACGCAAGAGUUUUGCUUGGACGACGUGGUGACGAAACUUGUCGCGUCGGACUUGAUUUCGGACGUGAAAAUUGCUCGGGCGAUUGAGAAAUUGCCCACAUCCACGCCCGACCCCGACGAGCAACUUGCCGCCCUCGGCAAGUGGCUGGUAAAGUAUGCUGAGCAAUCCAUGGCAUCUAUGCCAUCCCUCCAGCUGCUCCAGAUCUUGGUCGACCACUUGCCACAAAUCUACAAAACGUACCCGUCCACCACGAUUCAGCUGCACGAUCUGCUGGGCGGGGCGUGGAUCGAAAAGCUGCAUGCGACGUUUGGCCGGCAUGCCGACGAUCCGUUCGACUACUGUGCUGUGUGCGAAGAGCCCCUGACGCAUUUGGACCAUGGCUUUUACUGCACCAACUCGCACCGACCGCAUAUGCAGCACUGGAGCUGCCAAACCAAGCCGGUGGUCGUCGCGGCGUCCCGCCCGUCCAAGAAGAAAGUCAAGUCGACGCGCUUGUCGAAACCCCCCACCCCGUCGUCCUUGAUCGCUGAAGGGCGAGCCGCCGCUGCAGCGAUUGCGCGCCGUCCCCCCACUCGGGACUCGUGGCCGGAAGCAGUCGCGAUGCUCUGUGGCGUGUGCAGCCUUCCCAUGGACCAUCGCGCCGUCGCCGUGUCCAAAAGCGGCGGGUUCCACGUCUUGCCGAUCGUUGAGACCACGGCGGUGUACGCGAACCAGGUCCAAUGCCAUAUUGACCACGCGUGGCGGCGACUGCUCAUGACAGACUCGGGGAAGUGUAGGGCCAGUUUAUGAACGACCUCGCGAGCAACGACAAGGCGGCGGCCAAAGCCGCCACGAAUGCAUUGCCUCCGACGGAUCGUUUUCGCGUGCAACGGGGGAUUCGACUGGUCAAGGAAAUCCAAGCGCUGCUGCGGCACGCAACGACGUACCAAGCCACUCAGGACGACGCUGUGUACAGCGGCAUGUGCACGCAAUUGACGGGCAUCAUCGACUGGGUCAAACCGUUGGACGGAUAUGCCGGCGAAAAACUGACCCAAGUGCACGCGAUGCUCGUGAGCAAACGAGGGCCUGGCAUGGCCGUGCUCAAGCAACUCGUCCGCGACUACACAAAGCUCCUCCAUACCAAACACGUCCGCGCGGUGGACAAGGCGGUACAAGACCAGCGCAAGCGCGAGAUGGAAUCGGUCUUGGAGUCGGAGCGAGUCGCCCGCGAACAGGUGGAGGCGGAGAGCGAGCGCGCGCGCAAGGCCGACCUCCAACGUGCCAGGAAACGUGAGCGAGAGCGCGAGCGAAAGCGGCAAAAGUUGCUCGCCGCCGCGGCCUCCUCCGCCCCGUCCACUCCCGCAGCCACUCCGCCAUCAGCGACGCCUGGCCCACCAGUGAAACGCUGAUGGUCCCCUUGUAACAAAGGAAGACGUAAAUUUGAACGAAAUAUUUGUGUGUCGGUGGCGUCAGUCGCGACGAACGCGGUCAAGUUGAGGCCGCCAGCUUGGACUUUUGCCCGCACCAAGAGGCGCCACUGGUAGCCACACUCUUCUGCGCCUUACGGGAGAAAAUGCUGCUGCAGUCGAUGGCAAAGCCGACGACCCCUUUGAACAGACUCACGUCGGUGUCAGAGUGAGCAGCGCAACGAACUUUAACGUUGGCAUUUCAUAAUGGACGUUUUCACCUCUGCUGAGUAAUUUGUCCCCAAGCGAUGCCAUGGCGCACGGAUGAGAAAAUCGAGCAAAGAGUCGAGACAUGUCAUAAAUGGGCUAGAACUCGUCGUCGUCAUCGUCAUCGGUGGCAAGACCAAGCGCAGAUUGAACGUCCACGAUCUCGCUUGCGUUGAUGUCGAGGCAGCCGUCGCAAUGGGCGCGAAAGGCAGUCUUGCCGUGGGAGUACGCCAUCUUACUGUUGGGCGGCGCGGCGGGGGGCGCCCAAAAGAGAAAGUACAGUUUGGAGCUGCGUCGUCCAUCGGGAAGUAGAAUGUCAUGAUCGUAGAUGACAUAGCGACAGUCCGAGUGCGGCAGCGCGGCCAUCAGGUCCACGUGGGUGCCAGUCGGCGGCCCCGCCUUGUCCACCACAAUCUGCGCCCCGUCAAUGCGGUAAAAGACAAAGCGGAACUUGCGCUUCAUCUUGAUGUCCUUGAACGCAGCCACAGCCUCUUCCGUCGGAUGGAUCGGCCCCGUCGACGCACCAGCAUUUGCAUACUGCAACGGGACGCCCGCCGUCUUGGUGUGCGGUUCCGCCAUCCUCGUUCAAAUGGAU